AUGCUUGGUUUAGCGUCCGAAACUCAAGAUGUCGGUAUUAAUACUAUGAUUAUGCUUGAUGAACAAGGCGAAAAACUCAAUAAAAUUGAAGAGGGCCUUGAUAAUAUUGAUUAUGGAAUGGAUGAAGCUGAAAGAAAUCUAAAUAAUUUAGAAAAAUGUUGUGGUUUAUGUGUUUUACCAUGGAAGCGUGUUCGUCGUACACAUCGACCAUUCACAAAUAGUAGUACAACAAUUAGUAGUGAUACAUCAUCACCUAAAACUACAGAACCAAAACUACGUAUGGCUGGUGAAGAAGGAAUGCCUUCAAAAGGUUAUGUAACUCGUAUUACAAAUGAUGAUCGUGAAGAAGAAAUGGAUGAUAAUUUACAACUAGUUGGUAGUUUUAUUGGAAAUUUAAAGAACAUGGCACUUGAUAUGGGUGAUACUAUAACAAACCAAAGUAAACAAAUUGAUGUCAUAUCAAAGAAAGCCGAAGAUGGAACUGAGCGUGUGGAAAAUGGUAUCAAACGGACCAACAAAUUGCUUCGAAACUAA
This is a messenger RNA of Adineta steineri, 534 nucleotides long. The record is from the annotation of a GenBank genome assembly. NCBI's taxonomy places the organism in Eukaryota, Metazoa, Rotifera, Eurotatoria, Adinetida, Adinetidae.